UGGGGUGCGCGUUGGGCUGAGCGAUCCGCGCAAUCAACAACAGUUGGCCAUAACAACUUGGGCCACGAUCAAGGUGAGAGGUGCGUUAUAUCGUUUGUUUCUUCUGCCACACGGAGGUGUUUUGGGAGUGCUUUGCAUAUUUUGUGUGCGGACAUCGAAGCGAAGUGAACAAAGGACGUUGACAUGGUUGGUGACUAAGUGGGAGUGGUGUUGCUUUGUUGAAUUAGAAUGUAAAUAGUGUCUAAAGUCAGUUUCUGAAGUCAAAGAUAGGUAAAAUGCACGGAUUCACCUGUUGCUGGUCAUAGCUCGCAUUAGAGACAGCAUAUUUCGUUUGCGAGUGUGUUGAGGUUUGUGUAGGGGCAGUUGUCGCAUGUCUGCACAAAGCCUCAUCGAAGGGUAUAUGUUCACACCACACUUUGAUCGUCGUCUGCUGCGGGAUCCAACAUAAAAAUACAACACCAGCACACACACACACACACACACACACUUACACGAACAUACGUUUCUGCUGGUCGUCCACCAUAAUCCACCAAUACAUCGUAUAGAGGAGACCAAAAGAGAGCUAAAAAUGUUUUAAUCCGCAACCGCACGGCGAUCGGUGCCGGAGAUGUGAGGAGAAUUAUUCAAUAAGGAAACCAGUUAUAAACCGAUUGCGCUUUUCGCUUCGAUUGCAGUGCCCCGUUAAGUUCUCCUUUUCUGUCUCUUCUGGCGAGCUGUGGUGCGCGUUGAGUAGUGGGAUAAGCCAAAUUUGACCGGCCAUCUUUUCCGGGAAGAGAGUGCAACCGAAUGGGUUCAGUAGCGCAAAUCACCCAAAACGGCGAAUCCGGACUUUGUGCCACAUCGCGGAGAGAAGUGCGCUAAUGGUCGUGGGCCAUUGGAAGGACCAGAAAACCAGAAAAGUGAUCCCCUUAGUGAGUGAUGCUGCGAGAAGCUGCAGAUGUGCGUCUGUUUACAGUAUUGUGAUUGAGAUUUCGAGCAUCCAUGGAUUGCUUCAUGCGUAAAUCGUGAACGUGAAAAAAAAAGAACGAAGGGCACGUGCCAAACUAUUGAUGCAUGUGCGCAGUGAGCGAGUGAUUGAGCGAUUAAGUGAGUAGCGAUAUUUACAGCUAUUGGCCAGGUUUCUUGACCUUAGACGUUGGAAACCUUAACCAGGCGAAAUAAGUGUGUGUUCAUAUUUCUGUGACGGGUGCUAAAUUGUAGUGUUCAAGGCAAGGUGAACCAAAAAGACCAUCUGCGGAAAAGGGUAAGAACAGGGAGGAGGAAAAAGUGAAAAUUACACAAAUCAAGCACCGAUCGGAGAAGGAUAAUUGCAGAUGUCGCUGUAGGUGUACCCACUUGAAAGGUGCGUGGUGCCUUGGCCUAGCUUUCGACCGGAGCCAUUUGGUCGUGGCAAAGUGCUCAACGGUGCAGAGACGGUCAGGUGGCAUGCGGGGCACCUUGUAACGAAAGGCUGUUGCUACCACACGGCAAGCUGAGAAUGGACACAAUGAUGGGAACGGUUCGCAUCGGAAACUAAAGUGUGCGGCGGAAAAUGAAAGUAUUGUUGCCGUUUCCCCUCCGCUCGGACCGAAAUUCGUCAACUGCAUGAAUCCGCCGUAUAGGAUGCCUCCGCAGCCUCUCGGGACGUAUGGUGUGCAAAAUGACCAUCCCAUUCCUGGCACCGCAGCAGCUACCGAAUCGCCACACUUGCUGAAUCCUCCACCCCUGCGGACGCAUUCCAGCAAGUUUCCGAUUGAACGAGAACUGGUGCUCUCCUCGAACAAAAACGCCUCCAAGAUUCCGUUGAUGCAAGAUAACCGAAACACAAGCAUUCCAUUGUUGAAUCGAUCCUCCGGCACCGCCGCCGUCGGACCAGAUUUGCCAACCAAGCAGACUCAGGCAUGGAAUCAAGCCCAAAUUGAGGUUAUUCAUUCUUCGAUCACCGGAACGAUCCCCCGUAACGCGGUCCGACUGCCGGAAGACAUCACGGCCCUAGCCGAGCGCGAAGGCCUCUCGAGGGACAAGGAAACCGUAAAAAAAUCCGUCUCAAAAAACUACCACAAACUCAAGGACCUCAUAUCGGGCAAGUUUAAAAAAGAAGCCCAAGAAGGUGCAGGAGACGAACUGAACAACGUCUCCUCGUUGCUUCAACAGCAACAGCAUCAUCAGCAACUUCAUCACCACCAGCAGCAACAACCCGAUAGUCUUGGAUCAACGUAUCUCAUGAUGGGAGCCACUCCGGGAAACAAUCUGAAUCACGCCCAAUCCAACAUUAAUUUGUGGCACUCGAACGCGACGGGCGAUUCUCCACUAUACUAUCACAAGAAAUUUGCCGAUCCGGCAGAAGGCUACAACGGAGAAUCAUUGGCCGGAUUUCGCAACCUAAAAGCCAUGUCGCAACCCCAGCUCAAUACAGUCGCGGUGGAAAAUACCAGAGGCACUCCGAAUGUCGGGAAUUUCCCCCAACAAAUAGACGGAACGGAUAGCGAUGACGGUGGAUUCCGCCAACACACCCAUGCUAGAGUGAAUAUGCAAACUCCGGUGCAGCACCACAGCCGACAAAUGCAACAAAACUAUGUUCACAACUAUCGCCACAAUCACCCACAAGCGGGGCAACACGCAGCACAGGUCCCACCUCCAACCUACCAACAAACUCCCCAGUCAAGGCAUAAAAUACUGACGGAAUAUGCGGACAGUUCUACCUCGCAGCAACAGCAACAGCAUCACUCCCAUUCGCAUGGCGGCCAUUCAAGCAUAAACAUUGGCGAGCAAAGCUACAAUGACCACGAGCAAUUGGAUAAAAAUCAAAACAUCAAUGAAUCCUCCAAUGGUCCUCCGAUAGCCCAAAAACCAAAUGUUCAAAAGAUGGCUCAGGCUAUCAACGGAAACCAAAACAGUACCAACAACAACAACACCGUGGUUCAAAUUGCUCCGGAAUUAUCGCAUGUGGUACAAAUGACUGCCGGUGAAUCGAAGCAAAUUGAUUCCAUUUCUAGUUCGGAUUACGAUCGGAACGGAAAUCACAGCUCCAACGUUGAUUCAGGUCGGGGAAGUGCCGCUUAUUCCAGUGGACGAAAACCUCCGGUACAACAGUCGGUUGGGAAUUUGAUCGAAGCUCGGAAUCGGAGCAAAUCGGAAUCGGAAUGGAUCGAUGGGGUAGAUGCUGAAUUACGUAACAUCCUAGAGCCUGGAAUGAAGAGCAUGAUGAUUCGUCCGGAAAGUACCAUGUCGGAGAGCGCUUCCUCGAUGUCGCCACCAUUGCCUCCGCUCACACCGGACGGGGGGCUAUACAAUGGAAACUCUACCCAUAACAAAUCCAACCCCAAGCACCAUUCCAAACAAGAGUACGGAACGGAUACCUACAAUCGUGCGAGUAAAAAUCCUCAGCCGAUUGGGCCUUCCAAGGGGCAACCUUCAACCAACACAAUCCAAAACUAUAUGCACAACCUGAAGUUGUCUUCCAGUAGUAAAAAACACGAACAGAACAUGCUGAAGAAACAUUUGUUCGGUUUGGACACGGACGGAGCGUCGGUAACCAACACAACCCGCUCGUUGGAUCUGGAAUCCUUGCUAGGCGGGCCGUGGGACGCCAAUCAGUCGAUGAGUGAAUCGGAAACCGACGGUGGUCUCCAGCAGAUACGGAACCAGCUCGAAGGGCUGGAGUCGAUGUACGGCGAGGUGCUGAAGAUGUUGGGCAAUCGCAUGGCCAGCAACGAAAUGUCCCAACGGAUGAAUCGCCGAAGGCGACACGGAAGUCUUUCCUCGCUGCCAUCCAGCUCGGUCAGCGGUCGACCUAUCCGGGAUCGCAGGAGAACAGAUGAGCGCCGGAAGGUGCGUGACAUACGGGGAAUCAACAAACGCUUCCAGCGACUUGAGUCGCACGUAGUCACUCUGGCCCGAAGUGUGGCCCAUCUUUCGUCGGAGAUGCGCUCGCAGCAUGUGGUCUCGCAGGAGCUGGAGGAAAUUCGGAAUGAUAUGGCCCUGCUGAGGACCCAGUCGAUGCACCACAUUCCGCUGAAUGCGAGCGGGGCAGCAGCGGCAGCCGGAGCCAAUCACAGCUCGAAGGAACCCAUGAAUUUGACCAACCCGAGGAGGGUUAAGAAAUUGACGAAAUUUUUCGGCGAGGAUCCUCCGCUGAUGAAAUUGUUCCUGAAGAAGUUGGGGUAUGAGAAGUACGCCCCAAUCUUCGAGAGCGAACGCGUCGGAAUGAUCGAACUGCCGUACCUAGGAGAGGAGAGACUGCAAAAGAUGGGAAUUCCCCUGGGACCCCGGUUGCGAAUUCUACAGGAAGCCCAAAUAUCGCUGUGCCGUGAUACCACCCUGUGUAUAGUGUGAGGUAAAGACAACCAGAGACACCGCUUCUGCCCUACCCCGUGAUCCCAUCUGAGUGUGCGACAAAAUGAGCCAAAGAAACACCACUAAAAUGAUGUGUACACUGAAUGUAACAAAAAAAAUACAGUGCUUAUUCUUAAAGUUAUUACCCGUGACGAUAAAAUUAUUCUCAAUUAGAAAUAGUAUCAGUUGCAUUGAUUACGUUGUAUUUUAUAACCAUUAUGUGUAUUAAGCGACACGCCAGACUACUCAUUAAGUAUUCCUCGUUCCGGCGUCAACGAACUAACUGAAGCGUACGUUCGAAGCCUGUCAAAUACACAACUUUUAAUCAUAAUACACAAAUUAAUCGGUAAUC
This is a messenger RNA of Toxorhynchites rutilus septentrionalis, 4666 nucleotides long. RefSeq lists its product as uncharacterized. The transcript is spliced from 8 exons. NCBI's taxonomy places the organism in Eukaryota, Metazoa, Arthropoda, Insecta, Diptera, Culicidae. The coding region runs from base 1585 to 4314 and encodes 909 amino acids. The record is from RefSeq and is a predicted model, not a curated record. Gene Ontology annotation, molecular function: protein binding.